GGAAUUUGCUAGCAGGAAUUGAAAUAAGUUUUCUGUCAUUUUGUCACAGGACCUACAGGUGCUUGCAGAAGGAAUCUGGUCCCUGAGGAGCUGGACUGAACGUAAAGAUGAGUCCGGCAGAUGCACUUGAUGAUGAAAAUACCUUUAAAAUCUUAGUAGCAACGGAUAUUCACCUUGGAUUUAUGGAGAAAGAUGGAAUCAGAGGAAAUGAUACGUUUGUCACACUCGAUGAAAUUUUAAGACUUGCCCAGGAAAAUGAAGUGGAUUUUAUUUUGUUAGGUGGUGAUCUUUUUCAUGAGAAUAAGCCAUCAAGAAAAACAUUACAUACCUGCCUGGAGUUACUAAGGAAAUACUGCAUGGGUGAUCGUCCUGUACAGUUUGAAAUUAUUAGUGACCAGUCAGUCAACUUCGGUUUUAGUAAGUUUCCAUGGGUGAACUACCAAGAUGGCAAUCUCAACAUUUCAAUUCCAGUGUUUAGUAUUCAUGGCAACCAUGAUGAUCCCACAGGGGCAGAUGCACUCUGUGCCCUGGAUGUUUUAAGUUGUGCAGGAUUGGUAAACCACUUUGGACGUUCAAUGUCUGUGGAGAAGAUAGAAAUUAGUCCAGUUUUGCUUCAAAAAGGAAGUACAAAAAUUGCAUUAUAUGGCUUAGGCUCUAUUCCAGAUGAAAGGCUCUAUCGAAUGUUCGUGAAUAAAAAUGUAACAAUGUUGAGACCAAAAGAAGAUGAGAACUCUUGGUUUAACUUAUUUGUGAUUCAUCAGAACAGGAGUAAACAUGGAAGCACUAACUUCAUUCCAGAACAAUUUUUGGAUGACUUCAUUGACCUUGUUAUUUGGGGCCAUGAACAUGAGUGUAAAAUAGCUCCAACCAAGAAUGAACAACAGCUCUUUUAUGUGUCACAGCCUGGAAGUUCUGUGGUUACUUCUCUUUCCCCAGGAGAAGCUGUAAAGAAACAUGUUGGUUUGCUGCGUAUUAAGGGGAGGAAAAUGAACAUGCACAAAAUUCCUCUUCACACGGUGCGACAGUUUUUUAUGGAAGAUGUUGUUCUGGCUAAUCAUCCAGACCUUUUUAACCCAGAUAAUCCUAAAGUAAUUCAAGCCAUACAGAGCUUCUGUUUAGAGAAGAUUGAAGAAAUGCUUGACAAUGCAGAACGGGAACGUCUGGGAAAUUCACGGCAGCCAGAGAAGCCUCUUAUACGACUGCGAGUGGACUAUAGUGGAGGCUUUGAACCUUUCAGUGUACUUCGCUUUAGCCAGAAAUUUGUGGAUCGAGUAGCUAAUCCAAAAGAUGUCAUCCAUUUUUUCAGGCAUAGAGAACAAAAGGAAAAAACGGGAGAAGAGAUCAACUUUGGGAAACUUAUCACAAGACCUACAUCAGAAGGAACAACUCUAAGGGUUGAAGACCUUGUGAAACAGUAUUUUCAAACUGCAGAGAAGAAUGUGCAGCUCUCACUCCUAACAGAAAGGGGAAUGGGUGAAGCAGUACAAGAAUUUGUGGAUAAGGAAGAGAAAGAUGCCAUAGAAGAAUUAGUGAAAUACCAGUUGGAAAAAACACAGCGAUUUCUUAAAGAACGCCAUAUCGAUGCCACAGAAGACAAAAUUGAUGAAGAGGUACGUUGUUUCAGAGAAAGCAGACAAAGAAAUUCUAAUGAAGAAGAUGAUGAAGUUCGAGAGGCUAUGAAUAGGGCCAGAGCCCACAGAUCUCAGGCAGAGAACUCUGCUUCUGCCUUUAGUGCUGAUGACCUCAUGAGUAUGGAUUUGGCAGAAGAGAUAGCUGAUGACUCAGAUGAUAGCAUCCAAGCAGCAUCCAACAAAGGAAGAGGCCGGGGAAGAGGUCAAAGAGGAGGAAGAGGGCAGAAUUCUGCAUCAAGAGGAGGGUCUCAAAGAGGAAGAGCUAGCACUCGUCUGGAGACUUCUACUCGAAGCAGAAGUUCAAAGCCCACUACGUCAGCAUCAUCUAGAAAUAUGUCUAUUAUAGAUGCCUUUAAAUCUACAAGACAGCAGCCCUCUCGAAAUGUUCCUACUAAGAAUUAUUCUGAGGUGAUUGAGAUGGAUGAGUCAGACAUGGAAGAAGACAUUUUUCCUACCUCCUCAAAAACAGAUCAGAGGUAG
Orycteropus afer afer is the source of this 2111-nucleotide messenger RNA. It is a transcript of the gene MRE11, whose product is annotated as MRE11 homolog, double strand break repair nuclease. NCBI's taxonomy places the organism in Eukaryota, Metazoa, Chordata, Mammalia, Tubulidentata, Orycteropodidae. The record is from RefSeq and is a predicted model, not a curated record. Gene Ontology annotation, biological process: double-strand break repair via nonhomologous end joining; mitotic G2 DNA damage checkpoint signaling; mitochondrial double-strand break repair via homologous recombination. Gene Ontology annotation, cellular component: nucleus; Mre11 complex. Gene Ontology annotation, molecular function: manganese ion binding; 3'-5'-DNA exonuclease activity; DNA endonuclease activity.